AUGAUAUUGGAAAUAAUAGAAUCGUUAUUUUUACGUCGUCGUAAUUAUACGUCAUCUGAUGCUGCACGUGUUGGUCUCGUUUAUAAUAAUCAAAAACGUACUGUUAUAAAAUAUAAUACGAAGGAUGGAGAAGUUUUAGGAAAUUUAUCAAAUCCCGAUUCUUUUUACUAUGAAUGUGAAAGCAUAUUUCGUAGACGUUAUGAAACGUUAUUGUCAUCAUGGUAUUUAUCAACAAAAGAAAAGGAUCAAUUAAAAUCUCAGCAAACUGGUUGUGAAUAUGUUGAUUUUCGAUCUGAGAUUGGACUAUCUAUUGCGUGUGACGAAAUACCUUGUGAUCGACUAGCAACUGUAAUAUGUCAAAAGUCGCCGAUUCGAAAAACACGUGCGACAUAUAUGUAG
Molecule: messenger RNA, 399 nt
Organism: Rotaria sp. Silwood2
Lineage: Eukaryota; Metazoa; Rotifera; Eurotatoria; Philodinida; Philodinidae
Source: the annotation of a GenBank genome assembly